This is a messenger RNA of Nicotiana tabacum (common tobacco), 651 nucleotides long. RefSeq lists its product as uncharacterized. Lineage: Eukaryota; Viridiplantae; Streptophyta; Magnoliopsida; Solanales; Solanaceae. The record is from RefSeq and is a predicted model, not a curated record.
AUCCGUGGGAAACAAUAGCUUAUAAGAAAGAAAAGAUGGCUAACUUCAUCGCAAAUACAAAGAACAUGGUUCAACAUCUGUUUGAAUACCUAGUUUCAUGUGGAAAAUCUUCUGAAGAUCCGCGAGACGAAACACCGAUAUCGAAAAUAGAUGAACCCGGAAAUGCACAAGGACAAGGACGGGUGGUUGUACUUGAACCACCAAAUCCAGAAUGGGUGGUAAUUGAAGAAGAACAAGAAAAUGCACAAGAACAAGGGCUGGUUCAAGAAGAUGAACAAGAAAAUGAACAAGAAGAAGGGUUUCCUGAUACAAUAGCAAGAAAAUCAAGAGCUCCGGGCAAACCACGGCCACCUGGUCCUGGGACUGGUUGAACUCUAAUACAAGUCUUGGAAAUUCUAUUGAUGUUCAUAUGAAGAAACCAGUUGGCAUGGUUGUACACGCUUAAUUUAAACUUCUCAUUUCUGCCUAAUUACGUUGCCUUAUUGUUGUUGUUAUUAUAAAAUAUGUAGGGUAAUAAUAGGUUAUCAGUUGGGUUUUGUUAAAUACUUUGUGUAUAUAUUUUGUAUCAACCUCUCUACCUUCAAUGUGGGAAUAACGUUUCCAGAUCCCACUCGUGGAAUUAAACUGGGUGUAUUGUUAUUGUUGUUGUUA